AUGGGUGCUGUCGUCUCUUGUAUCACAAGCGUCUUCCACGCCAUCGGCGCCUGUCUCAUGGGCAUCGUCAACACCAUCGGCUCCGUCUGCAAGGCGAUCAUCGACGGCAUCGUCACCCUCUUCGAUGUGAUCAUCUCGUGCUUGACCUGCGGGUACUGUGGGAACCGUCGCCGGACGCGGGGCCGGAGGUCGAGGGUUUAA
Molecule: messenger RNA, 201 nt
Organism: Aspergillus saccharolyticus JOP 1030-1
Lineage: Eukaryota; Fungi; Ascomycota; Eurotiomycetes; Eurotiales; Aspergillaceae
Exons: 2
Coding region: 1-201 (66 amino acids)
Source: RefSeq, a predicted model, not a curated record